UAUGAAUGAAAGCCGUCUGGAGAGUGGGCGGCAGACGGUGGAGAAGAUCGCGGGAGCGCGCCUGGCGAGUGGAGGGAAAGGAGGGAAAAACGUGGGAGGAGUGAAGUGGACUUUGAGAAGAACUCUGAAGAUCCUAACAGGUAGGCUGGUAUGUGGAGAACAACAACAACAACAGAAAAACAACACCACCACCACAACAUUUCAAGGAUUUAAAGCUGUUGAGGGGAUUGAACUGUGUGGUAUUCAGGAGCAGGCUGGAGAUGACGGAACCUCGCGAUAUUUCCAACAAAACAUUGCAACAUGCCUUAUUAUCUCAUUCUGAUUAUACCUGGGAAUAUGAAUAUUAUGAAUAUGGCCCAGUUUCCUUUGAAGACCUCAAGGCUCACAAAUAUUCCAUUGUGAUUGGAUUUUGGGUUGGCCUUGCUGUCUUUGUCAUUUUUAUGUUCUUCGUGCUGACCUUGCUGACCAAAACCGGAGUACCACACCAAGAGCGUAUAAAUUCUUCUGAGAAAAAACUCUGCACAAACAACUUUGUAGCUGAUUUUGGACAGCCACUGGAUUCUGAGCGAAUUUUUUCUCAGCAACUGUUUCUCCAUUACUACAUCAAUGAACUUGAGGACACCGAUAGAACCAAGCAGUGUCACAAGGUGCCAGUUAUGGACACUAACAUCCACUUCCAAGAAGUAAUUGAGAACAGUGGACGACUGGAAGAGGGGCUGAACUGCCAUACAAAAUUCAACAUUCCUAAUUUUGUGAAUUAUGAUUCUCUGGGUGAAGAUGACUUGUUAAUUUCUGAGCCAUCUAUCAUUUUGGAGAACAAACCAGUGAGUCAAGUCUCUUGCCAGAUUCUUGCCUAAAGAAACUUGAGCAAAAUGUCAAUUCUUGCAGCUGAUAGCGUCACUCUCUUUGGAUGUCCAUUAAAAGAGAAUACCGUUUUUUCUUGCAUUCCCAUCCCAUCUUACCUCUAUGAGUUUCAGGGCUUUAGCUAAUGAAACAUGCUUUAGUUUAGUGCAUGACAUGGGAUGGGUUUGGAAUGCAUUUCCUUCUUAAGGUCUCACGUUUUUAAAUUUACAUAUUUUGUUCUUUAGAACAGAGGUCCCCAAACCCUGGGCAGCGGCACACUACCGAGCCUGUUUGGAAUUGGGCUGCAGAAGUGGUGGGCAAGCACGUGCACACAGCUCUAGUGUGCUCAAGCGUCCCACCCAUGGCCCUCAAAGCUGGAAAGUUUGGGGACCGCUGCUUUAGAAAAACAAGUUUGAAGUUGCAGUGAGAUUCUGUUAAACUCUAUACAAAGAGAAGCGUACUAUCAACUUCUGUGGAGUCUUUAAAUUCCACAAUUCUCUUAGAACAUAUGUGCUGAAUUUAAACAGGCCAAUGCCAAGGUAGAAAAAAAAAACCUGAAAUCGAAGAAAUCGGGUGCAGUCAUAUUCUGAAAUAAAUCACCUCACCAUUACCUAUUUAAACCCUGUGUUAAAUGCUUGCAUUCACUCUUCUGCACUGAUGCAGGUGUAAUGUUGCAGCAAAGUAGCAUUUAUAAAGCACUGUGAUGUGAUGCGGUCAAAUGUCUUUUUGAAACUCGGUUUUCAAUGUCUUAAUAACUUUAUAGGAAUAGAUGGAUGUCUGUUACUGUGCUUAUCACCCAUUAUACUGUAUCAGAUAUUCCCAACAAGAGUGAAACUAAGAGCAAUAAAACAAAGA
Molecule: messenger RNA, 1698 nt
Organism: Ahaetulla prasina
Lineage: Eukaryota; Metazoa; Chordata; Lepidosauria; Squamata; Colubridae
Gene: MRAP2
Product: melanocortin 2 receptor accessory protein 2
Exons: 5
Coding region: 261-857 (198 amino acids)
Biological process (GO): protein localization to plasma membrane; regulation of adenylate cyclase-activating G protein-coupled receptor signaling pathway
Cellular component (GO): plasma membrane; endoplasmic reticulum
Molecular function (GO): type 4 melanocortin receptor binding; type 1 melanocortin receptor binding; signaling receptor regulator activity
Source: RefSeq, a predicted model, not a curated record